Messenger RNA from Ascoidea rubescens DSM 1968, 1632 nucleotides. RefSeq names its product D-lactate dehydrogenase (gene DLD2). The transcript has a single exon. Bases 1 to 1632 code for a protein of 543 amino acids. Lineage: Eukaryota; Fungi; Ascomycota; Saccharomycetes; Ascoideales; Ascoideaceae. Gene Ontology annotation, cellular component: mitochondrion. Gene Ontology annotation, molecular function: catalytic activity; FAD binding. The record is from RefSeq and is a predicted model, not a curated record.
AUGUUUUCAAGAGCUUGCCAGAGACUGUUGCUUCCAAGAUACUUGGUACAAAACUCUUCCAAGGUAUUACUAAGCUCGAAAAAGGCCCUUCCUGUUUAUACUAAAAAUUUCACCAAAUUUUCAAACUAUCGAUUUUAUAGUAGCAAAGGGGAUGUCAAACUAACUUCAGAAGUUUAUCCAAGCUUAAAAAGAUUCGAGCACUUUAAAAGACUUACAAGUGAUGAUAUUGUUCAUUUUAAACAAGUUCUUGAUAAUGACGACAAUUUGGUUCUAACGGCUGAUUUGGAUUUCUUUAAUGAGGACCAUUUACGAAAAUAUAAAGGUCAGUCUUCUUUAGUUUUAAAGCCAAAGACCACUGAGCAGGUGUCGAAGAUAUUGAAGUAUUGCAAUGAAAACAGUCUACCAGUUGUUCCUCAGUCGGGAAACACUGGUUUGGUUGGUGGUUCUAACCCAGUGUUUGAUGAAAUUGUUUUAUCGUUGGCGAAUUUGAAUAAGAUUAGAUCGUUUGAUAAUGUCUCUGGUAUUUUAAAAGCUGAUGCUGGUGUUAUCCUAGAGAACGCUGACGCCUUUUUAGCUGAAAAUGGGUUUAUUUUCCCGUUGGAUUUAGGUGCAAAAGGUUCUUGUUUUAUUGGUGGUAAUGUUGCUACAAAUGCUGGUGGUCUAAGACUAUUAAGAUAUGGAUCAUUACAUGGGUCGGUAUUGGGAUUAGAAGUGGUUUUGCCUGAUGGAACAGUGUUGAACUCAUUGAACUCGUUAAGAAAAGAUAACACUGGUUUUGACUUGAAGCAAUUGUUUAUUGGCUCUGAAGGAACAUUGGGCAUUAUAACUGGAGUGUCAGUUCUAUGUCCAACCAGACCAAAGGCUGUCAACGUUGCAUUUUUGGGUGUUGAAUCUUAUGAAGCUGUUCAAAAGGCAUUUACCGAAAGUAAAAACUAUCUUAGUGAAAUCUUAUCGGCUUUCGAAUUUAUGGAUUUGAAUUCUCAAAAACUAUCAAAAGAAUUUUUAAAACAAAAAAGCCAUCCAUUGGAUGAAGAGCAUCCCUUUUACAUACUAAUUGAGACUUCCGGGUCAAAUAAAGACCACGACGAUGUCAAAUUGGAGUCGUUUUUGGAAUAUGCUAUGGAAAAUGAAAUAGUCAGCGAUGGUGUAGUAGCACAAGACGAAACGCAGUUGAAAACUCUCUGGAAUUGGAGAGAAUCUGUUUCUGAAGCAAGCACAAUAUACGGUGGUGUUUAUAAAUACGAUGUCUCAAUUCCCAUCCAGGACUUGUACAGGCUAGUUGAAGACGUCAAAGUCAGAUUGAGCGAUUUCAACUUGAUUGGAGAAACAGAGGAAUUUCCUGUGAAGGAUGCUAUUGGAUAUGGCCAUAUUGGCGAUGGAAAUCUACACUUGAAUGUGGCAGUUAGAAGAUACUCCAAAGAAGUGGAAAGCUGCUUGGAGCCUUUUGUCUACGAGUGGAUCAAAAAGCACAAUGGGUCCAUCUCUGCUGAACAUGGGCUAGGGUUCCAGAAGAAAAACUACAUUGGAUAUUCCAAGUCAGACAUUGAAAUCAACUUGAUGAAGCAGUUGAAGAAGCUCUACGACCCCAAGUUGAUCUUGAAUCCUUACAAGUAUAUAAACUUCGAUAAAUAG